GAGCUACACCUGAGUUCCGUGACCUGCGAUUGCUCCUCACGAGGCAAUGCCUUCUGCAUCAUUUUCCGUCCGCAGCUCACCCGCGUCUGCGAGGGAGAUCAGUUCGAGGUGGAAGUGAGUGGUUUGAUUGGGAGCUCGGAGAGGCAGUAUUUCUUUCAUGACUUCAAAUCUGGCAUCGACUUGGAAUGGAAGGACCAGCGAUUCCUCCAAGCCGUGAAUGGCUUCUGUAGUAUGACCGGGGGCGACACCAGCAACUAUGCCGAGCCGUCCAUGAAGAUCACGCUUCCGAAGAGCAUCACCAAGUCGCUCGCGAAGAGCCUUAGCGGAAGGUUUGUCUCACCGACUUCAUCACUGGUGCCGGAGGACAGAAGACGAAAUACAACGACGACCUGGCACGAUCUCCCAGCGAUGGGCCUCGUAUCGCACACCUCCAAGGAGAUCAGAACAGAUGAGUCGGAGCUGGACAUCUUCUUGCACUGCGCGGGAGUCCCUGCUGAGCAGGGGAAGAUGUGGAAGACUGGGAAAGGAACCCUCAAAGGACGUUCUCGUGGCCGGUCAAACUGGGCCGAGGGAGAAACCACCGUCGUGUUAACAGGGCUACCAAGGACUUUGAAUGCAGACAUUCUUUUGGAGUUGGUGGACGAGAAAUUCCACCGCUGUUAUGACUUUUUUUACCUUCCAAUGUAUUUGGACCAACUCGAAAACACUGGAUUAGCAUAUAUAAAUUUUCGCGAUCAUACAACGGCUGUGGAAUGCCAACGCUACUUCGAAGGGAGUAUUGACUGGAGUGGGCACAUCAGCGAUCGUCCCUGCAAGGCACAGUGGUCUUCCAUCCAGGGCUAUGAGGCAAACAUUACGAGGCACCGGAAGGCUGAAUGGCUCGAGAAGAACGUUCCAGAAGAUUGCAAGCCUAUGGCCUUCGAUGAGCAAGGCAGGCGACUGCCAACAUUGGAAGUUUUCAAUCCUUUGCAACCUUUGCAUUCUACAGACUCUGGCAAGGGUGGAAAGUAUCAAAGGCCAGGCAAAGGAAAACAGUGGGAACGAGACUGGUAUGGUGCCAGUAAGCCACAUGCCGGCAAAGGCAGCAACUGGCCUGGCUGGUACUCCGACCGCAACAUUGAAACCGAUUCGCGCCAGAGCGACAGCGGCUAUGCUAAUGCUGCCUUUGAGCCUUUUGAUGAUAGUGCUUCAUGGCUUCAAGCUGCUGCAAGCUGGCAGGUAAUGGAGAUGACCGCCGGAGGCAUUGAUGACUCCUGGGGCAACCCCAACGAAGGAAAUAUGACCUCUGCACUUGACCUUUAUUUGGCCAGUAUGGACUCCACGGACAGGUACUCUGACGAGGCUUACGGCCAUGCAAGUGGCCAAACCUUCGAGCCCAGGUUUCCCUUGCAGGAAUCUUUUGAGAAGCGUGCAGACACGUUUGAGAGAGAUCCCUCCAACACGAAAGUUGAAGACCAGAAAAGGCUGCCCAAGCCUUUGAUUCCAGAACUUCCGGUGCUCGAGCAUCUGCAGAACCGUGAAAGGGGUGAAAAGGGGAGCCCACAGACGAGCCCGCAGAUGUCUCCAUCCUCUACCGCCUCAGAGCCUGGGCAGCUCGGUCUGCGCAAGUACGCCUGCCCAAACUGCAAACUGAUCUUCGCAAAGUGGUCCGCUUGCCAGCAUCAUGUCGUGAGUGAUAUGAACUGUUGGUGUGUUCUCGGAGAGGGCCGGCUGCCCUCGGAUGUAACUGAGCUUCAGGAGAAGUGCAAGGCCGCAGCGGAAGAACGCCCGAAAGACUCUGAACCAACUGCUGCCUUCGUUGAUGAGGCCAUCCAGGAUAAAGUACUCCGUUUCCAGUAG
Messenger RNA from Symbiodinium sp. CCMP2456, 1839 nucleotides. The record is from the annotation of a GenBank genome assembly. NCBI's taxonomy places the organism in Eukaryota, Dinophyceae, Suessiales, Symbiodiniaceae.